Theobroma umbraticum is the source of this 1666-nucleotide messenger RNA. Lineage: Eukaryota; Viridiplantae; Streptophyta; Magnoliopsida; Malvales; Malvaceae. The record is from RefSeq and is a predicted model, not a curated record.
GAGAGGAGAGAGAGAGAGAGAGAGAGAGAGAGAUGAGUCCAGAGAGGGUGGCAGGGAAACUGAUAGAGAACUUUCAAAGCUCCUUUUCUCCACCUUCACUCAACUAGCCUCUAUAUUGCAGUCUCAAACUGAAGUCUUAUAAUUUUCUAAAGCUUUAGUUAUCUUCCCAUCUGAAAGAUUGUUUACCUCAUAUUUUUCUGUCUUUCUCUGUCGGUACCAUGAGACCAGAGAAGAACCCUUUAGACCUCAACAACUUGCCCGAUGAUUACACUAGGGACGGUAAACAGGUUUUCGAGGACGGCUCCUCCUCGGCAGGCUAUAGGAAAAAGAAAAGCGGCGCAAAGGAUGGGAAAGAUGAGUGCGGGAAGGUCUAUGAAUGUAGGUUUUGUUCCCUCAAGUUUUGCAAAUCUCAAGCUCUUGGGGGGCACAUGAACCGCCACCGACAAGAAAGGGAGACUGAGACACUGAACCGGGCUCGUCAGCUGGUCUUCAAUAACGAUAACUUGGCCGCCCAAGGGCAUCUAGGCAGCCAUCCAAGCUACCAUCCAGGAGGCAACGUUGGAGAUCCAACGCUACCAUUCAGAUCAGUUUACCCACCAAGAUUGUUCUCUGGUUCUUCAUCAACGCUCUUGCCACCACCAUUGCAGCCACCGCAACCUUAUAUACACCCAUCACCGUCACGCCUCAGCUCCUACCCUUCCCAAUACCCAACUCACCCCAUGAACGACUACUAUGUAGGACAUGUCCUAGGAAGCAGCAGUUCAUCACAAUACCCUCACCAAAACCUAAACUACCUGGGUGAACCAGAGCCUAAUUACGCUUGCAUUGGGGCGCCAGUUGGACAUGGGUUCGGGCCUGGUUCAAGUCGGGCAGCGGACUUGGGGGGAGGAGGAGGAGGUGCUGGUGGUAGAGACGUGUCACUGAGCAAUCAGGAAGAGGGGUUGAAUUGGGGUAGGAGCUAUGCAGGCGGGACACAGCAGCGGUUGGAUCAUCCUUCAACGAUCAAUCGAUUUCAGGACGGGUUCUAAAGAUUGUUUUAUCUUUUUCUUCUCCUUUUAAAUUUUAUGGUUAUGUUUAUGAAGUAUAUUAAUCUGCUUGGACACGCCAGCCAGAGAGAGAGACUUAACAAACUGACAAAUGGGGUCAUGCAAGGAAGGAGAGAAAGAGAAGUUUUUGGUUUAUGUACAGGGAUUGGGGCAGCUUUUUGAGCUCAUGGACACUCUCAGCUAGUUUGGCUUGGAGCUGUGGGGAUUGGAGGGGUUGAGUUGUUUUGUGCCAAAGCAACCGUGAGAAAUGGGGACUACAGCUGGGAGGUGGGACAAGAAGUUAGAUAUGAACUAAAAGUUUCUAACCCCCUUUUUGCAUUUGGAUUUUUUUUGCAUGGCAAUGAAUGCUUUUUCUUAUGUUUCUUAUAUCUAUUGCUAUGUUUUAGACUUUAGUGUGCUUUUCUUGUUGCAUUCAUCCAACUUUGACUGGAGCUGGUGGAGGGGUGGUCCUGUUUCUCUCUCUCCAGAACCAAAAUUGGGAUCUUCUUGAUUUUUGAGACAUUUAUGUUUACACCAUGCUUGCACAGUAUGGGCAAUGACCUAGAGAGAAGCUGCUGAAACUCCAUUGAACACAUUUUUGCUGAGAGUUUCCUGACGAGAAACAAUCAACUCUGUCAAGA